AUGCCUCCUAAAAAGAAACAUGUUGUUAAAGUACAAGUCACCAAACCUCAAUUGACAGAAAAUGACGUUUCAAUAAAAAAAGAUGAACAAGUUCAUCACACAUAUAAUACAAGAACAAAUAGAAAACACACAAAAAAACUUCAUGUUGUUAUGGAUAAAAACGAUGAGCUAAUAGCAUAUGACGAAGAUAGUUUUCAAGAGGAUAUUACUAAUCAAAAAGAAAGUCAUUACCAAAUAAAGAAAAAUCUUCAUGACAUUAGUUCUUCACAUCAAAUAGUAAAAAAAUUUGAUGAAGGUGAAAUAAAAAGAAAACAUAUUCCAGUUGAUACAUCUGUUGAACAACAACCAAUUAAAGGAAUUAUGAUUUGUUGUUAUGGAACAACAAUUGAUAUUCCAAAAGAAAUAGAAAAUAAAGAAUUUAAUUCAUUAACAUCAUAUGUUGUUUAUUCAUCGGGUAAAAUUAAUAAAGAUGUUGUUGAAAAAUGUGGAAUAAACAAUAUUCCAAUUGUGUCUGAACAAUGGCUUAUUGAUACAAUUAAAUCAACAACAAUAAAAGAUCCAUACGCAUAUCUUGUUCCAAUAGAUAAAUUAGAUAUUGAUGAAGAAAUAAAAAGAGUUGAAAUAUCAAAUAAGGAUAGUCGAAAAAAGAGAAUAAUUGAUUUACUUCACUAA
Messenger RNA from Entamoeba histolytica HM-1:IMSS, 672 nucleotides. RefSeq lists its product as uncharacterized. The transcript has a single exon. The coding region runs from base 1 to 672 and encodes 223 amino acids. NCBI's taxonomy places the organism in Eukaryota, Evosea, Mastigamoebida, Endamoebidae. The record is from RefSeq and is a predicted model, not a curated record.